Messenger RNA from Emiliania huxleyi CCMP1516, 1239 nucleotides. RefSeq lists its product as hypothetical. NCBI's taxonomy places the organism in Eukaryota, Haptophyta, Isochrysidales, Noelaerhabdaceae. The transcript has 2 exons. The record is from RefSeq and is a predicted model, not a curated record. The coding region runs from base 1 to 1239 and encodes 412 amino acids.
AUGCUGCUACUCCUGCCAGCGGCGGCCACCGCUACCGGCCGCUCAGACGAGCCGGCUCCAGUGCUCUACUUCCCUGCCGCCUUCACUGCCGCCGAGUGCAGCAGCAUCGCGCGCAUCUUCACCGAGGGCGCCUCUCUCGAGGUCGACGAGCGCAGCAUACCCAACCUGCCGAGGAUGGCGGACGACUACGGCGUCGCACGGCUCAACCGCUUCGACGAGGGCGGCAGGCUGCAGGCGGCCGGCGCGCUCGACUGGGUGUACGAGCGGGUCGCGGCGCACCUGUCGCCGGCGAUGGCGACGCGAGUGCUGGGCGGGCACGGGGGUGGGGGCGAGCGGUCGAGCACGGCGCAGAGGCUCGGCUCGCUGGUCGAGUUUAGUCUGAUGCACGAGUUUGACGAGAGGCACUCGCGCUUCGACUGGCACGUCGACACGAAGCCGCGCGACGGCACUCGCCGCACCUUCAACGUCAACGUGAUGCUCUCUGCCGGCGGAGACUACUCUGGCGGCGAGCUGCGGCUCGGCGCGCAGACCUUUCCUAGACCUUUCCAAGACCGUUCCUGGAACCUUCCUGCAACAGGCGAGCUGCGGCUCGGCGCGCAGACGCUCCGCCCGCAGCAGGGCGACCUCUACCUCUACGCGGCGUCGCUGCCGCACGCGGUGGCGCGGGUGUCGGGCGGGAGGAGACGCACGCUCGUCGUCGCGCUGCGGCAGGGGCGGGGCGAGGAGGCGGCGGCGGCGGCGGAGGCGGGAGUGGCGGCGGCGGAGGCGGAAGUGGCGGCGGCGGGGGCGGAAGUGGCGGCCAGGCCGGACGCGCCCCUCGAGCGAGCCGCGUACUGGGCGGAGACUGCGGAGGCGUAUGCGGCGCUCCUCUCGCCCGGGGGAGGGCUCGCGACGGAGCCAAAGGUGCACCUCCUGCACGGCGAGUUCCUCGAGGCGCUCGGCGCACCCGACGCGGCUCGCGGCGCGUUUUGCUCCUCGUACCGCGCGUCGGGCGAGGCGCACGCCUACGCCGAGGCCUUCAUGGCGGACGGCGUGGCGGCGCUCUCGGACGCGGCGCAGCCGUCGCCGCUGCAGCGGCACGAGCUUGCGCUGUCGUACCUCGGCAUGGCGCACUGCAUCGCGCCCGCCACGCCCGAGCUGGAGGAGGGGCUCGCCGCGGUGCGGAGGGCGAGGGACGCGCUGCUGCGGGGCGCGGACGGGCCACCCGGCGAGGAGGGCACCGUCAAGCAGGAGCUGUGA